Messenger RNA from Salvelinus sp. IW2-2015, 2267 nucleotides. RefSeq names its product NF-kappa-B inhibitor delta. Gene Ontology annotation, cellular component: nucleus. The record is from RefSeq and is a predicted model, not a curated record. NCBI's taxonomy places the organism in Eukaryota, Metazoa, Chordata, Actinopteri, Salmoniformes, Salmonidae. Gene Ontology annotation, molecular function: protein binding. Gene Ontology annotation, biological process: regulation of gene expression.
UCUGACACUUACAGCAGGACCAGGAACCGCUGCGAAUUCAAACCCUGAAGAAGAGACAUCAAAUAUUUUGGACCAAGAGGAGCUGACAAGGUGCUACAAAGAAAAAGGGAUUCUGACAUGCACUGGCAGAAAUCACCGAAGGAGAAGCCGUGUUACACUCUUCCCACAGUGAAGAAACUCCUGGAGCAGAAGAGGAAGAGGGAAACCUCCUCGACGGCAACAACCAGUACCGGUGUCUCCACUGCCACUGUCCUCUCCCAACAGGUGUCAACACCAGAGAAGUCUACCUCAACAAGUGUAGCCAGCAGCUACUCAGAUAUGGCAGUGGGGUAUGAGAGAUGGMGUCCUAUGGAUGAGCACCAAGCCCUCUCGGCCAUACAGGAAGGUCCAUUCUCCCCUAUGGGGAACAAUUACUUCUCCAGCCCAUCCUCCUCAAUGGACUACAGCCAUACUCCGGCCUACAGCCCUCAGAUGGCCUCCAGCUACAACACACAGCAGAUUCAGGACUACCCAGACACCAGGAUGCCUCAGCAUUAUACGGAGUGUCCAGUGACCGAGGCUGUUCCUUCUGGGKCCCUGCAGACCGCUGUGUUCCCCUGGUCGUCGGGGGCCCUGGGCCCCACAGAACCUGUCCAGCAGGUGUUUAGUGGCCAGAUGGAUGUCACUAAGCUGGAGGAAGCCAGGAUGUUCCUCAGAGGGAUGGACUACAGUAGAACCACCUGGCAAGAUGACGACGGAGACACGAUUCUGCAUAUUUAUACAGCCAAGGGCCUGAGGGAGUAUGCAUUCGCUGCAGCAGAGAGGCUUGCUGAGCUGGGAAGGCUAGACUCCAAGGAACACAAGGGGAAGACUGCUUUGCUGGUGGCGGUGACUGCUAACCAUCCGGAAAUCGUCCAGGAUCUGUUGUCUUUAGGGGCGGAUAUAAAUGCCUGUGAUGUCAAAGGUCAAACAGCACUUCAUCUUGCUGCAACCUAUGGCUUCCCCAGGGUUAUGCAGGUUAUUCUCUCCAUUGGGCCUGGAGUGAACCUGGAGGCUCGCAAUUUUGAAGGUCUGACUCCUCUGCACUGUGCAGCCAUCUCCCACAGUGGCACCAUGAAGACUCUCUCCUCCCUCUCCUCCACAGGGCUGGGUGAUGCCAGCCUCCAUGCCCUGGCAGAGGAGAAGCUCUCCUGGCUGCAGAUGCUACUCAACACCGGAGCCUCCCUGACCAGCCAGGAAAUCAAAAGUAACAAGACUGUUCUUCACCUGGCUGUGAAGGAGGGGAACAUCCAGCUGGUUCGCCAUCUGCUGAAGACCCCCCUAGACAACAUGAGGGACUUUGUCAACAUGAAGGCCCACGGUCAUACCGCGCUGCACAUGGCUGCUGGUCUCCAUGGCAGCCCACACCAGGAGGAGAUGCUGAGGCUGCUGCUGAGCAGAGGGGCCGACCCCAGAAUCCGCAACCUGGAGAACGACCAGCCUGCACACCUGCUGCAGAGUGGACCCCACGGGGAACAGCUCAAGCUCAUCCUGAAGAAGCGAAGUGCUUCCUCUCGUCGACGUGUAAUGUCCUUACAGGACCAAGAGUGACCCGGACUACUUUUUAUGUCCCUGUGUAUCCCUCCACCUCUUUUCAGAGGAAGUACUGAAGGUCUGUACUGUAGGUUGAAUCCAGACAUCUGUACUUCCAACAGGGAGGGAUUCUAGCGUAUCUUCAUGUGAGGAUUUUCAAACACUGCGAAUCUCUAAUAUAUGCUAGAGCAUUCACUUUGAAACUAUAUGUUUGAUUGACAUGAUUUUGGUCCCUAUCUGAAUUCAGUUAGCAAUGACGUUUAUGUAUUUUUCUAGCUUAAUGGGCGGCUAUUGUUUUUGUUUAAUGGAUAGCUAGCAAUGAGCAGUGGUAACAGGUGGUAUUCCAGUCCCCCCUGACAUUACUGUCACUCAGUACAACCUUGAUUUCUAUGAAAUCGUUUACAUUAUAUUCAAAGACUUCCCAGACUCAUUGUGUGAGUACCCUCCCUUAGAGGUAUAUCUGAGGAGGGUUUCUGGGCUACCACCCCCACUCAUUCUCUUGUCAAAACUUCCCACCAUGGUCAGAAAUCAUAUUGGUUUGUUGAAAGGUGGUUGUUGUUUCACUAAGCAUGUGACACAGUGUACCAUUGUGCUCAUGCUUUCAAUGUCUUUUAUAACUUAACUAGGUAUUUUCUUUUUAAUAUUUGAUAUAUUCACAGCACUCAUUGAAUAGCUAAUAUUUUGUCAUUGGUGGAAAAAGUACUCAAAAGUCAUAC